AUGGACUUCUUGAAGCGACUUCAAGUCGACGUCCGAGAGGACGGCCAAGUCGGCCUGUCCAAUGAAGACACUAAGCCACUACCACCGAGUCGGAGAACAUAUGGCCCUUGGUCGUUUGUUAUUCUGUGGGUCAUAACGGGCUCGUUUAAUAUUGGCGGCUGGACCACGGGGUCCUCUCUCAUUGCCUACGGCCUCAAUGUGUGGCAGUGCAUGAUCACCGUGAUCGUAGGCAAUCUCAUCGUUGGUGUCAUGUGUGUUCUCAGCGGCGCGCCUGGCGCAAAGUGGCACAUUGGUUUUCCGAUCAUCCAACGCUCGGCCUGGGGCACUCGUGGUUUUGUUUUCGUCAUUAUUCAGCGCUUCUUCCUGUCUUGCAUCUGGUACUCGACACAGGUCUACUGGGGCGCCGAGUGCCUCAAGACAUUCUUGACCGCGCUGUGGCCGUCGUACCAGUCGCUCAACAAGUCCUUAGCCGGUGGCACAAUGACGACGGGCGACUUUCUUGCCUUUGUCCUCUUCACCAUCUUCUACUUGCCGCUCGUCUUCAUCAAGCCCGAGCACUACCGCAUCCCCUUUCUCUUCUGCUGCGCCUGCAUCAUCCCGACUGUGCUCGCCCUGCUCAUUUGGUUCGUCUCAACGGCCCACGGCGGUGGUGAGCUGCUGCACGAUGUCGCUGCUGCGGGCGUGACUCAGGCGCACGGUUCCCACCUCGCAUGGAUGUUCGUCCUAGGUAUUUGCACCAACAUCAGCACCAUCAGCGUGCACAUCUUUGUGCAGUCUGACUACACCCGCUUUGCACGCAAGCCUCGCGACCAGGUCCUGGCCCAGCUCGUCAUGGUGCCGCUGGGUACAAUUGUCGUCGCCCUCACUGGCAUCGUGUGCACCUCGUGCGCCGCCAAGAUCUUCCCCGAGACAAGUGGCACUCUACUGUGGCAGCCGUACGAGCUGCUGACACGUCUACAGCUGCACUACAACAACUCGUCCCGAUCGCGAGUGGCCGUCGCCUUUUCCAGCCUGGCAUUUAUGCUGGCCCAGUUCGGCCAAGUCGUCGCCAACAAUGGCGUCUCCGGCGGUAUGGAUCUGUCGGCGUUGUUGCCCCGCUACUUUACCAUGCGCCGCGGUAUGUUGGCGCUGACGUGCAUCUCGUUCAUUGUGCAGCCUUGGCAGUUGAUGAACGGUGCCAGCAGCUUCUUGACGGUCCUUGGCGGAUACGGUGUCUUCUUGGGCCCUAUGACGGGCGUCAUGUUCUGCGACUACUUUAUCGUCCGCAAGCGCGUCUACAAGUUGUCGGACCUGUAUCGCACAAGGUCUGACAGCAUCUACCAUUUCAGCCACGGCGUGAACUGGCGCGCGUUUGUGGCGUGGAUUAUGGGCGUCUGGAUCACUCUGCCUGGUUUUGCGCGCAUGGUCCAUGGCGGCCCACCGCUGGACGGCUGGUCCAACAUGAACUACUUCAGCUGGCCGUUGGGCACACUCAUCUCGAUGAUGGCGUUUUACAUCAUGAACUGGCUGCAGCCUGUUCCUGGUUUGGGCCAAGUUGAUGAUGAAGACUACUUCGGCGUCGACGGUCCACUGACCGCUGUGAUUGAGAGCCAGGAAUCAGACAGCGGCAACGAGAACAUUGAUAGCGGCCGCUUCGACACAAAGGUGUAG
This is a messenger RNA of Sporothrix brasiliensis 5110, 1650 nucleotides long. Its product is annotated as uracil permease. The transcript has 2 exons. The coding region runs from base 1 to 1650 and encodes 549 amino acids. Gene Ontology annotation, molecular function: nucleobase transmembrane transporter activity. Gene Ontology annotation, cellular component: plasma membrane. The record is from RefSeq and is a predicted model, not a curated record. NCBI's taxonomy places the organism in Eukaryota, Fungi, Ascomycota, Sordariomycetes, Ophiostomatales, Ophiostomataceae. Gene Ontology annotation, biological process: nucleobase transport; transmembrane transport.